AUGCUGUCGACUCGUGUAUCUGGGAUAUGUUGGGCGAGGUCUAUUGGGGCGGCGGUCCCCCUGCAGUUGCGGCUCCGGCUGCUGCACACGGAGCGGGUACGUGUGAAGGAUGUCACUAACCUGCGGCCGAGCACUCGGGCUGACUUCGUCGCGUCGACGAACUCGAAGUUGCAGUCGCUGAUCUGGCAACGGCCCCUGCAGAAUGUGUUUAUCACGAAGAAGCCGUGGACUGCGUCGACGAGGGACGCAAUGGUGGAGUUUAUCUCACACUUGCACGGGUCGUACCCUGAGGUGAACGUGAUAGUGACGGAGGAUGUCGCUGAGGAGAUCAGGGGGGACCUCGAGACGACUGUGUCUGAUAGUGGGAAACAUAUACUGUACACGGGCCCCCCCGAGGCGAUUGUUGCUCGGACGGACUUGCUAGUGACUUUGGGAGGUGAUGGUACAAUUCUCCAUGGGGUGUCUACAUUUGGGAACUUACAAGUCCCGCCCGUCUUGUCCUUCUCCCUGGGGACGCUCGGGUUCCUACUACCGUUCGACUUUAAGGAACACCGGGAGGUUUUCCGUGAGGUGAUCGGUUCUCGAGCCAAGUGUCUCCAUCGGACGAGACUCGAGUGCCACGUCGUGAGGAAGGACCCAGCGUCAGGUAAAGCUGACAAGCGGGACAUUCACCUCGUGGAUCAAGCGAUGAACGAUAUCUUCCUGCACAGGGGCAGCCUGCCACACUUGACGAACUUGGACAUCUACAUCGACGGUGACUUUCUGACGCGGACGACCGCAGACGGGGUGAUCCUUUCCACGCCCACUGGUUCGACCGCGUACUCACUGAGUGCCGGUGGGUCGAUUGUGUCCCCACUAGUACCGAGCAUUCUACUGACGCCGAUCUGCCCGCGGUCACUGUCCUUCCGCCCGCUAAUUCUACCACACUCAUCGCACAUCCGCAUCAAGAUCGGGGCAAAGAUGAACCAGCGGCCCGCGAAUACACCCUUGGGAGGUCAAUCAUCAUCAGCAGCCGCUACAGAGUGCAAUGGUCUGCCGCAGGAACACCGCCACGUCGUGAACUUGUCAAUUGACGGGUUCCCGCAGCAGGACCUGCACAUCGGCGACGAGAUCCACGUCGUGAACGAAGUCGGGACGAUAUACAUCGACGGGACGCAACUCCCGGCGCAGAAGUCGAAGGAGGUGUUGAACAAGACGAAGAGCGCGACGAAGCAAGCUGGGAUUUACUGCGUCGCCAAGUCCGAGAACGACUGGACCCGUGGGCUCAACGACCUUCUGGGUUUCAAUUCAAGUUUCCGCUUUACAAGACGGCACAAGGACAACUGA
Molecule: messenger RNA, 1326 nt
Organism: Huiozyma naganishii CBS 8797
Lineage: Eukaryota; Fungi; Ascomycota; Saccharomycetes; Saccharomycetales; Saccharomycetaceae
Gene: POS5
Product: NADH kinase
Exons: 1
Coding region: 1-1326 (441 amino acids)
Biological process (GO): NAD+ metabolic process; NADP+ biosynthetic process
Molecular function (GO): NAD+ kinase activity
Source: RefSeq, a predicted model, not a curated record